GCAACACGCCCAACCGGAAAAGUUUUUUUUUUUUUUGAGGAACUUGCGCUUUAGUCGCUCAGAGCAGGUUUGUGGUCCGAAUAGAGAAAGCCGAUGUCGUAUGAGUUGGCAGUCGGGAAUAUCGCUACUCAGGCGUGCUAAUUAUGGCAGAAAGUAGUAACAUUAGUUCAGACCCUAGUUCAACUGCUGGAGCGGAAAGGAGGCAGUAGUGAUAAGCGCAAAUCUAAAGGGGAAGUGGUUCUCGCAAAACACUCGGAGUAGUCUUGACUGUGUUCGUCUGUUGUGUUGUGCAACGUGAACAAAACGCCUUCUUGGAGUUUGUUUCGCGAAUUCAAAAGGUACCUCGGCAGACAGGUGUCAUGAGCAGUGAGUUGAAUGUUCCCAUGGGUUCCCCAGCACCAGGGGUCUCAGAGAGGGCUCCAGAUGGCAGGGGGAUGGACUACAGGGACUGGGUGCGGCGCAGUUACCUGGAACUGGUGAGCUCCAACCACCAUUCAGUGCAAGCCCUGUCCUGGCGGAAACUCUACCUGAGCCGUGCCAAGCUGAAGGCCUCCAGCAGGACCUCUGCACUGCUCUCUGGCUUUGCAAUGGUGGCCAUGGUGGAGGUGCAGCUGGAGAUGGAGUACAGUUACCCUCGUGUGCUGCUCAUUGCCUUCAGUGUAUGCACCACCGUGCUGGUGGCAGUGCACCUCUUCGCUCUGCUGAUCAGCACCUGCAUUCUGCCCAACGUGGAGGCCGUCAGCAACAUUCACAACUUAAACUCUGUUAGCGAGUCACCCCAUGAACGCAUGCACAACUACAUUGAGCUGGCCUGGGGCUUCUCCACAGCUCUGGGCAUCUUGCUGUUUUUAGCAGAGGUGGUGCUCCUCUGCUGGAUCAAGUUCUUGCCCGUAGACUCUGGCGCAGUCAAAAAGGCAACUACCUGCAGUCCCACAACAGACACCCCAACCAUAUCCCCUGCACCACAGAACAGCGGGUGGCAGGCUGCACUGGCCUCCACAAUCAUCAUGGUCCCAGUGGGGGUGAUUUUUGUGGUGUUUACCAUACACUUCUAUCGCUCUCUGGUGCGCCAUAAGACGGAGCGACACCACCAAGAGAUUGAGGAGCUACACAAAAUUAAGGUGCAGCUGGAUGGCCAGGAGAGAGGCCUCCAGUCUGUGUGACAACAGCUUUAAGAACUUCUCUUUUUAUUGCAUAUUUAUCAAGUCCUAUUUAUCUCCUAUUUAUCCAGUUGCAUUGUACGACCUUUGCAGUGUGUUGUAGAUCUCUGUAUUGGUUGAGGAUAAUGUAAAAAGGUUUACAAAGAAAGGGCUAUUAAUUUCUGUGCCAUUUUUUGGGUCAUGGUUGUAGUUUCAUGGUAUGGGUGGGUAAUAAUGUCACCACUUUGGAUCACGAUUCUAUUUGAGGCCAAUGAAUCUCUUAACCUGUUACUUCUCGCCUUACCUCCUACUAGCAAACAGCAACGUACAAAUUAUUUAGAAUAAUUUUAGCCAAUGGUGGACUUACCUUUCCAGAGAAAUUUCAGCCAGGAACUUAAGCUAAUUACCAUUAAUGCCAUAAUGUAAAUGUAACAUGGCUAUUGUUGAUCCUGCUCUCUGUGCUCAGUCAAAGAUAACUUGUAAAUAGGGAUUUAAAAAGAUUUGGAUUACUUAGGAUUCAGAUCCUGUAAACUGAUUUCAGACCCCAACCCUAUCACGUGGUCAGCACAGGCCUAAACCUGCUCCUCAGUCACAGAGUUUACAGUUCAUUUUUAUGUAAAGAAUUGAAUCAUGCAUGACAGUGCGAGCAACUUGGUGCAUGUUUCACUCCAUUGUGACUGAGGGCAUUUCUAUACACUGUGAGAAAUCAGUCAAACUGUAAAGUCUUAAAAAUGUUGCAUACUUGCCAAAUAGAAGUGCGGUUCGCGUCACUGUGUUUUACAUCCAAAAUCUCAUGCAAGCCUUGAAAAUUUUCAUUUUAUUUCUUCAAUUUGCUUUUACUGUCUUUGUACAGAAAGUCAAUUGUGCAAACUGAUGCUGCUUAAAUGUGAAUAUGUUACUGUCUAAAUCUGGUUCUGCCUUACUGAAUUGCCUUUUAUGGCUUACUGUUUUGCUAAAAGGUAAUAAAAUAAUACAGGCCGAGCUUUUGCUGAAAUGUAGCAUGACACCAAGUGUAAACGGUGAGUUGGAUCAAGAGUCAUAGGGCUGGCAAAAAGGUCAGACUUGUGAAGAGAUUAGAACACGUAAUCAGCAGUUUACAUACUAAAUAGUUUAUAUAAGUGGUUUAACUGAAAGAGUCAGAUGUUACAGUUACUUGGACGAAGUCAGAGUAUGUUACUAUGCUUAAAAAGUACAAAUGUACCAACCUGUUACCACAUUCCAAAUAAGACUGACCAACGUGUUGCUCGGUCGUUUGUUUCUUGCUUCUCAGAAGAGAAAGUGCACUUGUAGUUUAGCAGUAACACUGAGUCU
Molecule: messenger RNA, 2450 nt
Organism: Monopterus albus (swamp eel)
Lineage: Eukaryota; Metazoa; Chordata; Actinopteri; Synbranchiformes; Synbranchidae
Gene: orai2
Product: ORAI calcium release-activated calcium modulator 2
Exons: 3
Coding region: 360-1163 (267 amino acids)
Biological process (GO): store-operated calcium entry
Cellular component (GO): membrane
Molecular function (GO): store-operated calcium channel activity
Source: RefSeq, a predicted model, not a curated record